Molecule: messenger RNA, 1146 nt
Organism: Clavispora lusitaniae ATCC 42720
Lineage: Eukaryota; Fungi; Ascomycota; Pichiomycetes; Serinales; Metschnikowiaceae
Product: pyridoxal-phosphate-dependent aminotransferase family protein
Cellular component (GO): peroxisome
Molecular function (GO): L-alanine:glyoxylate transaminase activity; L-serine:pyruvate transaminase activity
Source: RefSeq, a predicted model, not a curated record
AUGUACGCCCCAUCUAAGCAACCGGAGCACAAGCUCACCAUGAUCCCGGGUCCAAUUGAGUUUUCCGAUCUGGUACUUCAGGCCAUGUCUACUCCGUCUCAGGCCCAUACUUCACCUGAGUUUGUGAAAACAUUCCAAGAGGUGUUGCAAAACUUGCGGAAAUUGUUCAAAUCGGCAGACCCACAUGCGCAGCCAUACGUCAUUGCCGGUUCGGGCACUUUGGGCUGGGACUUUGUUGGUGCCAACUUGGUCAACCCUGGAGACAGCGUGCUUGUUUUGCUGACGGGUUUCUUUUCCGACUCUUUUGCCGAAUGCUUGCGUGUUUAUGGCGCAGAUGUCGACGUCAUCACGGCGCCAGUGGGUGAUGUUGUUCCUUUUGACCAGAUUGAGAAGCAGUUGGCAAAGAAGAAGUAUACUGCAGUGACAAUCACUCAAGUGGACACUUCGACCGCAGUGGUGUCUGAUGUUGCCAAAAUCUCCGAGAUUGUGCGCUUGCUGAAUCCAGAAACUUUGCUUAUUGUGGACGGCGUCUGCUCCGUGGCCGUAGAAGACUUGGAAUUCGACAAGUGGCACGUGGACUUUGCAUUGACGGCGUCUCAGAAAGCCAUUGGCGUGCCAGCAGGCUUAUCCAUUAUGUUUGCGUCUUCUCGUGCCGUCGCCAAGGCUGAGGCUCGUGAGAAAGACUCGACUUUUUUUGCGUCCAUGAAAAGAUGGACUCCUAUCAUGCGUGCGUACGAGUCUGGAAGUGGCGCUUACUUUGCCACGCCUGCAGUGCAAACGAUCACAGCCUUGAAGGUGUCAUUAAGCGAGAUCUUGGCAGAGCCUUUGGAGAAGCGUUUUGCCAAGCACGCCGAAACUGCGGCCAAGUUCAGAAAGGAAUUGGCUGACGCCGGCAUCAAAAUCGUCCCCGUGUCAGAGAACGUUGCAGCCCAUGGGCUUACCGCAGCUUACUUUCCUGAAGGAGUUGAAGGGCCUAAACUUUUGUCGACUUUGGCUUCCAAAGGCUUCACUGUAGCCGGUGGAAUCCACAAAGCACUCGUCGGUAAGUACUUCCGGGUUGGCCACAUGGGAUACUCGGUGUACCAGGGACACGUGGAUGCGGUAAGCAAGGCUAUCGUCUCUUCUGUGGAAGAGCUCAAAAAGUAG